Messenger RNA from Darwinula stevensoni, 444 nucleotides. The record is from the annotation of a GenBank genome assembly. NCBI's taxonomy places the organism in Eukaryota, Metazoa, Arthropoda, Ostracoda, Podocopida, Darwinulidae.
AUGGGCUCUGAGUCAGCCAUGAUGGACAUGGAACGUAUACUGUCUUUCGCCUUCUCCCUUCCCCCUCUGGCAAAGGCAAAGGAUGGUGUUGUGACCACAAAGACCCACACGUGUGUGUGUGUGUGUAUGUCUGGGAGACCCGUCGUCAUUAGACGAGUCGAGAAAGAGGUGGCUAGGAAUUGGGUGACGAGUGAGGCACCCCUGGACAUUCCCUUGCCGUCCUCUGGUGACGACGUCCCCAGGUUCUCCGCAGGAUACGAGGAUUUGAGGAGAAAAUACCCUUUAACCUGGAACCAUAACGACCAAAGCCGCCACGAACAACUACACUACAUCACGGAGAAGGAAGGUCAGCUGGUGUUCCUCUUGCGAGAAAUUUGGCAGAAGAGGGAAGAAAAACUGACUAGUGAGAAAGAAACGGGAAACCAUGUGACUCCCACUUAUUAA